UUCAAUCCGCCAUGUUGCGUCUGAGCUGGCUGCUGCCAACGAUCGCCUUUGUUCUGGGCCUGGCCCCCAUCUCCGGGGAGAUAGUCAACUUCCAGACGUGCGAGGACAGUGUGGACACCUGCUCGAUCCACCAGGUUAGGGUGACGCCCUGUCCGGAGGCCCUUAACAAUGCUGCCUGCCGCAUUCGGCGGAGGCACAGGUUCACGAUGAGCUUCGACUUCACUCCCAACUUCGAUGCCGACUCACUGGAUGCCAGCUUGGGCUGGGCCAAGUCCGAGACUGUGGAGCUCCCGCUGCUCUCCAUGGAUCGCGAGGCCUGCAAGUACACCACCUGCCCCGUGAGGUCCGGAGUGACGCAGACCUACACCAACAACAUGCUCGCCGAUGCCAGGUUCCCCCUGAGUCCUUACACCAUUCGUUGGGCCCUCAAGGAUCCUGUCACAGGGAAGCGCUGCUGCUUCACCCACGACAUCAAGGUGGUGCGCUAGGAGAACUCCUAGACUUUGGUAUUUAGUUUAGAAAUGUUUUUUUUUCCUUAAAUAUACAAAGCACUGAAUGAACAUAUCCCAAA
Drosophila eugracilis is the source of this 571-nucleotide messenger RNA. RefSeq names its product MD-2-related lipid-recognition protein (gene Npc2h). The transcript has a single exon. Gene Ontology annotation, biological process: intracellular cholesterol transport. The record is from RefSeq and is a predicted model, not a curated record. Lineage: Eukaryota; Metazoa; Arthropoda; Insecta; Diptera; Drosophilidae. Gene Ontology annotation, molecular function: sterol binding. The coding region runs from base 12 to 488 and encodes 158 amino acids.